AUGGCCAAGACGCUCUCGCACGCCCGGAUCACGCCCCAUCGCUCCGCCGCGCGCGGGCACUCGGACCACGGCUGGCUCGACACCUACCACAGCUUCUCGUUCGCCGACUGGCACGACCCGCGGUUCAUGCGGUUCGGGUCGCUGCGGGUGCUGAACGAGGACCGCGUGCGCGCCGGCACCGGGUUCCCGACGCACCCGCACCGGGACUUCGAGAUCUUCAGCUACGUGCUGUCGGGGGAGCUGACGCACCGCGACAGCCUGCUGGGCGCGGGCGCCGAGGCCGAGGCCGGGGCCGCGGCCGCGCCCUCGCCCGCCUUCCACCGCGUGCGCCGCGGCGACGUCCAGUUCACCACCGGCGGCACCGGCAUCGCGCACUCGGAGCAGAACGAGCACGCCGCCGACCCCGUCCACUUCCUGCAGAUCUGGGCCCUGCCCUGGCGCCGCGGCCUCACCCCGCGCUACCACGUCCGCCGCUUCGACGACGCCGACAAGCGCCGCGGCUUCGUGCCCAUCCUGAGCCCGCUCCGGGCCGGCCCGCGCGCCACCCCCGACCAGGAGGCCGCCGCCGAGCCCGCCAUCGCCGCCACCAUACCCAUCCACGCCGACUUCGUCAUGGGCGCCGGCCUCAUCGCGCCGCGGGCCACGUUCGCGUGGACCGUCGGCGCGGACGCGACGGAGAGCGCGGCGAGGAAGGUGUACGUCCACGUCCCCAUAACGCAGAACGGGAGAGCGAGAGUCCGGCUCGAUGGCCGCGACGAAGUUCUGAACGAAGGCGACGGCGCCUUUGUCGACGGCGUCAACGCCGGCGAUAAACUGUCGGUCGAGAGUGUCGGCGAGGCCGAAGCAGAGGUCAUAGUCUUGGAUACAGCAUAG
This is a messenger RNA of Durotheca rogersii, 873 nucleotides long. Its product is annotated as RmlC-like cupin. The transcript has a single exon. The coding region runs from base 1 to 873 and encodes 290 amino acids. Lineage: Eukaryota; Fungi; Ascomycota; Sordariomycetes; Xylariales; Xylariaceae. The record is from RefSeq and is a predicted model, not a curated record.